AUUUUGUGGGUUUUGGGUCUUUCAGACGCCAAGGGGCUCUCGAACCCCUCGGAGGUGGAGCUGCUGAGGGAGAAGGUUUACGCCUCGCUGGAAUCCUACUGCAAACAGAAAUACCCCGAGCAGCAGGGCAGGUUUGCCAAGCUGCUGCUGCGGCUGCCGGCGCUGCGCUCCAUCGGCCUCAAGUGCCUGGAGCAUCUGUUCUUCUUCAAACUCAUCGGGGACACCCCCAUCGACACCUUCCUCAUGGAGAUGCUCGAGGCCCCCCACCAGCUCUCCUGAGCCCCCACAACAGCCCCCAAACAGCCCCAAAAUAUCCCCAAAAUAUCCCCAAAAAAUCCC
Passer montanus (Eurasian tree sparrow) is the source of this 339-nucleotide messenger RNA. RefSeq names its product retinoic acid receptor RXR-beta-like. Lineage: Eukaryota; Metazoa; Chordata; Aves; Passeriformes; Passeridae. The annotation marks the transcript as partial. The record is from RefSeq and is a predicted model, not a curated record. Gene Ontology annotation, molecular function: retinoic acid-responsive element binding; nuclear receptor activity. The transcript has 2 exons. Gene Ontology annotation, biological process: positive regulation of transcription by RNA polymerase II; retinoic acid receptor signaling pathway; response to retinoic acid. Gene Ontology annotation, cellular component: RNA polymerase II transcription regulator complex.